AGUUUGGUCCCUAUCUAAUCCCCUUGAUUUGAGACAUUUGACCCCCUCGAACGGCGCCGUACUGGCAUUCGGUAUCGUCACCUCUGCAACAUUUGACCUUCUCCGGUUCUACCCCACCCCAACCAACCGAAAAAUUGUUAAUAAACCCAUUUACUCUUUCCAAUGCACUCUUCUAUUUUUGUUUUUUUUUUCAUUUCUUUUCUCCUCAAAAAACAAGCCUCUUCUGGGUUCUCUCUCUCUUCAUCAAUCCUCUUAAGCCUCAUGGAUUUGCGAAGUUUCAGCUUGAUAUUUCCAGUGAUUCUACUCAUUUUCAACAACCCUUGUUUGGUCUUAUCCGGUGACAUCGUUCAAGUCGACAAUUCAGCUCCCAAGCAACCCGGCUGUUCCAACGACUUCGUUUUGGUAAAAGUUCAAACUUGGGUUGAUGGCACAGAGGCCAGUGAAUUUGUCGGUGUCGGUGCUAGAUUUGGCACUUCAAUUGUAUCCAAGGAGAAAAAUGCUAACCAAACUCGCGUUACUCUUUCAGAUCCUCGUGAUGGUUGUAGUCCACUGGAUGAAAAGCUUGCUGGAGAUGUCCUGGUGGUGGAACGAGGUAACUGCAAAUUCACAACCAAGGCAAGUAAUGCGCAAGCUGCUGGUGCUUCAGCUAUCCUCAUUGUGAAUAACCGGAGAGAGCUUUACAAGAUGGUUUGUGAACCUAAUGACACUGAUUUGGAUAUAAACAUACCUGCUAUCAUGCUCCCACAAGAUGCGGGUACAACCUUGGAGCGGAUGCUGAAUAAGAGUUCAGCAGUGUCUGUGCAGCUAUACUCUCCAAAACGACCAAUGGUGGACAUAGCCGAAGCUUUCUUAUGGCUUAUGGCAGUUGGUACCAUUCUGUGUGCAUCUUAUUGGUCUGCAUGGAGUGCAAGAGAAGCAGCUAUUGAACAGGACAAGCUAUUAAAAGACGCUUCCGAUGAAUCUACCACUACCAGAGAGUUCGGUACAGGUGGUGCGGUGGACAUUAGUGCAACAUCAGCAGUCUUGUUUGUUGUUAUUGCUUCAUGCUUCCUGAUUGUAAUUUACAAAUUCAUGUCCUCCUGGUUGGCUGAACUUUUGGUGGUUCUUUUCGCCAUUGGUGGUGCAGAGGGCUUGCAAACCUGUUUGGUUGCCUUGCUAUCAAGGUGGUGCAAACAUGCUGCAGAAACAUUCAUUAAAGUACCUUUCUUGGGAGCUGUAUCCUAUCUUACAUUGGCUGUUUCUCCAUUCUGCAUUACAUUUGCUGUUGUUUGGGCAGUUUACCGAAAUCUCUACUUUGCCUGGAUAGGUCAAGACAUACUUGGCAUUACGCUGAUACUUACCGUUCUUCAGAUUGUGCGCAUACCUAAUCUGAAGGUGGGUACUGUUCUUCUCAGUUGUGCCUUCUUGUACGACAUAUUUUGGGUGUUUGCCUCGAAGUAUUUGUUCCAUGAAAGUGUGAUGAUUGUGGUGGCUCGCGGUGAUAAAAGUGGAGAGGAUGGUAUCCCGAUGCUACUGAAGUUUCCACGGAUGUUUGAUCCAUGGGGCGGUUACAGCAUCAUAGGCUUUGGUGACAUCCUUUUACCAGGAUUGCUAAUAGCAUUUUCAAUCAGGUAUGAUUGGCUGGCAAAAAGGAAUCUUCGAUCAGGAUACUUUUUGUGGGCAAUGCUUGCUUAUGGAUUAGGUCUUCUUAUUACCUAUGUAGCACUAAACCUGAUGGAUGGUCACGGUCAGCCGGCUUUGCUAUAUAUCGUUCCAUUCACACUCGGGACUUUGGUAACUCUGGGGAGGAAGAGAGGGGAUCUGAAGGUUCUGUGGACGAGAGGCGAACCAGAAAGGGUUUGCACUCAUCAUAUCCAACUCGAACACACCGAAGAACCUAGCCAUGAGAAAUGAGACUGUAUUGUGUUUGCACCGGUAUCCGACUCCGACACACUGAAGAAUCUAGCCAACAGAAAUGAGACUAAUUGCUGUAUUUCUACUGUGUUUUGUGUAGUGUUGUUCAAUGUAACAUCGAUGGUCUGGACUUCUAGUAAAGAACAAGCCUAACGUGGAUUUUACAUGUGAUUUGUUCAAUGAAUUCGUCCCUGACAAAAUUCUAAUCAUGUAUCCACUUUCGCCGUC
Rhododendron vialii is the source of this 2121-nucleotide messenger RNA. Its product is annotated as signal peptide peptidase-like 2. The transcript is spliced from 14 exons. Gene Ontology annotation, molecular function: aspartic endopeptidase activity, intramembrane cleaving. The coding region runs from base 163 to 1893 and encodes 576 amino acids. The record is from RefSeq and is a predicted model, not a curated record. Gene Ontology annotation, biological process: membrane protein proteolysis. NCBI's taxonomy places the organism in Eukaryota, Viridiplantae, Streptophyta, Magnoliopsida, Ericales, Ericaceae. Gene Ontology annotation, cellular component: cytoplasmic side of endoplasmic reticulum membrane; lysosomal membrane; Golgi-associated vesicle membrane.